GCACCUGAUGCAGAGGGUUCUAGAGAGACUGAUGGGUGCUUGUGUGUCAGUGGAUGUUGAAGAGGAGGAAGAGCCUAAGCAACACAGUACCAAUGUUAACCAGAAGAGGGUGCACUGCUCCCUUGGCACGCUCUGUGACUGUCGGUACGUGGAGCAGUUUCCUGUGAUGUUCGUCUUUGGCAUCYCCACGUCUCCCAGCACCAUUCAGCACAUGCUACCCCAGUCCAUAUCCUUUCUGCUGUGCAUUGAGCUCUUCCAGUCCCUGUCCUGCACCCAGCACCUGACCACUGUCAUAGACAAGGUAGMUCUGUAGCUACCAUGGAUCCAUCCAUUCACUUUGAUGUA
Salvelinus sp. IW2-2015 is the source of this 345-nucleotide messenger RNA. The record is from RefSeq and is a predicted model, not a curated record. Lineage: Eukaryota; Metazoa; Chordata; Actinopteri; Salmoniformes; Salmonidae.